Messenger RNA from Peromyscus leucopus (white-footed mouse), 3466 nucleotides. Its product is annotated as zinc finger protein 431-like. The record is from RefSeq and is a predicted model, not a curated record. Gene Ontology annotation, biological process: regulation of cytokine production; regulation of immune system process; negative regulation of transcription by RNA polymerase II. The transcript has 4 exons. Lineage: Eukaryota; Metazoa; Chordata; Mammalia; Rodentia; Cricetidae. Bases 95 to 1888 code for a protein of 597 amino acids.
GAGGGGCCUAUCCCCAGACUGGGAGGAGCAGCCAGUUGAGUCAUAGGAGGCAGUGUGGUGUGUUCUCUCCUGGCUGCGUGGGAUCAGUGGCUGGAUGGAGAGUUCGACAGGUUCUUGCCUGUCCUGCACGUCCUUUGCAAUUCCUGGGCCUUCUGGUAGCCUCUGUAAUGCAGUGACCUAUGAUGAUGUGCGUAUUGACUUUACUUGGGAAGAGUGGACUUUGCUGGAUCCUUCCCAGAAGAAUCUCUACAAAGAUGUGAUGCUUGAGACCUACAGGCACCUCACUACUAUAGGAUACAGUUGGGAAGACCAUAAUAUUGAAGAACAUUGUCAAAGUUCUAGAAGACAUGAAAGGCAAGAACUAAGUCAAAAUGGAGAGAGACCUUCUGUACAUACUCAAUAUGUUAAGGCCUUUGCAUUUCCUGGUAAUAUUGAACUGCUUGAAAGAACAAAUACUAGUGAGAAUCCUUAUGAAUGCAAUCAACCUGUUAAAGCCUUUGCAUAUCACGAUCAUCUUCAAAACUGUGAAAAAGUACAUACCAGAGAGAAACCCUGUGAAUGUAAUCAGUUUGAUAAAGCCUUUGCAAAAUACAGUCAUUGUCAAAGGCAUGAAAGAACACAUAUUGGAAAGGAACCUUUUGAAUGUGAUUAUUUUAGUAAAGCUAUUGCACAGCACAGUAAUCUUCAAAGUAAUAAAAGAACACAUACUGGGGAGAAACUCUGUGAAUGUAAGCAAUGUAGUCAAGCCUUUGUAUGUCACAGUGCUCUGCAUUGUCAUAUAAGAACACAUCCUGGGGAGAAACCCUAUGAGUGUAAUCAGUGUGGUAAAACUUUUGCACAUCCCAGUACUCUUCAAGUGCAUAAAAGAAUCCAUACUGGAGAGAAACCUUAUGAAUGUACUCAAUGUGGUAAAGCCUUUGCAGAUCAAAGUACUCUUCAAAGGCAUAAAAGAACACAUACUGGAAACAAACCCUUUGAAUGUAAUGAUUGUGGUAAAGUCUUUGCACAAUACAAUAAUCUGUGUAGUCAUAAAAGAAUACAUACUGGGUACAAACCUUAUGAAUGUAAGCAGUGUGGUAAAGCCUUUGCACGAUACAGUCAUCUUCAAAGGCAUGAAAGAACACACUCUGGAGAGAAACCCUAUGAAUGUAAUCAGUGUGGUAAAGCCUUGGCGGAUCAAAAUAGUCUCCGAGUACAUGAAAGAACCCAUACUGGAGAGAAACCCUUUGUAUGUAAUCAAUGUGGUAAAGCCUUUACAAGUCGCAAUCGUCUUCAAAUACAUGAAAGAUCCCAUACUGGAGAGAAACCCUUUGUAUGUAGUCAGUGUGGUAAAGCCUUUGUAUGUCACACUGCUCUUCAAAGUCAUAAAAGAACACAUACUGGAGAGAAACCCUAUGAAUGUAAUAAAUGUGGUAAAGCCUUUGCUAAAUACAGUCAUCGUCAAAGGCAUGAAAGAACACAUACUGGAAAGAAACCUUUUGAAUGUAAUGAUUGUGGUAAAGCCUUUGCACAGCAAAGCAAUCUUCGAAAUCAUAGAAGAACACACACUGGGGAGAAACCCUAUGAAUGUAAGCAAUGUGGUAAAGCCUUUGUAUAUAACAGUGCUCUUCAAUGUCAUAUAAGAACACAUACAGGGGAGAAACCCUAUGAAUGUAAUCAGUGUGGUAAAGCCUUUGCACAUCCCAGUACUCUUCAAAUGCAUAAAAGAACCCACACUGGAGAGAAACCAUAUGAAUGUAUCACUUGUGGUAAAGCCUUUACACGUCUCAGUAUUCUUCAUAUUCAUAUAAGAACCCAUACUGGAGAGAAACCCUAUGAAUGCCAUCAAUGUGGUAAAGCCUUUAAAGAUCAAAGUACUCUUCAAAAUCAUAAAAGGACCCAUACUUAAGAGAAACCCUAUUACUGUUAAUGAUUGUGGUAAAAACCUUUGCAUGCCUCAGUACUCUUCAAAUGCAUAAAAUCACAUAAAGAAGCCCUGUGUAUGUAAUCAAUUUGGUAAAGCCUUUGAAUGUCACAGUAGUCUUCAGAGGCAUAAAAGAACACUUAUUGAAGAGGAAACCUAUAAAUGUAAUCAGUGCAGAUGAGCUUUUGAUUGUCACAAUUGUUACUGAAAGUAUGAAAUCAAACUAUACUGCAGAGAAACCCUGUUUAUGUAGUUAGUAUGAUUAAUCCUUUCUAUGUCAUAGUACUCUUGAAAUGUCUAAAUGAACACAUACUGGAGAGCAACCCAUUGAAUGUAAUCAGUGUGGUAAAAUCUUUGCAUGUGUGAGUUUUCUUCAAAAUCAUGAGAAAGUUUUAGGGGCAGAACCAGAGCCAAAGAAACACACUCUACCCUUGACCAAGUGAGCACAAACAAACCAAUUCGUGAGCUUGAAUCCAACCAAUCUCUGAGCACAAAAUCCAGGUGAUCUCUGAAUGUGUUCAAUCUCAGGGAUUGAUGUCUGACCAAUUCCCACCCUGAAAAUGUUCUGCCCCUAAGAAUUGGUAUAGAAGGGCUGUUCAGUUGGCAACUGCUCUUUUCCAUCCAGGCAGAGGCAACCAUUCUCCUGGAUUCCUCCCUCAUAAAUAAAUCUCACGAAUAAGUUUUUGGUAAAGACCUUUUGCGAGAGUAGAUCAGAAACUCACUAGUGGAUUGGAGCAAAGAAGCAAUGGACACCUGUUGGAAAACUUUCUUAAUGGAGUGGAGUUGAAGAAACAACUUUUCCCUGGAGACCACUAUGUUUCUGCAGCAGUUUUCCCCUUACUUAACUGAAGCAGAGAAGUAACAAUUUCGGCUAGAGAUGAGAAGAAAUGGACAUUACUGCUGGGAAACUGCAUUAGGGAGUAGAGCAGAGCAGCAGUGGACAUCUCUUCUGGGAAAUACUCUUAUCAGAGUAGAGCAGAGCCCAGCUGUAAUGGCAGGAAAUAGACAUUAAAUUAUUCUUCUACACUGAUUUGUGAUUUUGCAUUAGUGGCACUGGGAUUACCUGAUACCUACAAGGGAAGAUGAGACUUUGCAAAGCCAUAGAAUGAGAUUACCUCCUUUUGCCAAGACAGAUCUAUCAUUUGGGGCCUCUCUGUUUGAAAGAAUUAUCAGUGGCUGGAUUGUCAGAAACCUAACAGUUUAAUGGUCACUGAGUUAAUUAUGUGGGAUUUGUGAUGGCUCUGUUAAUUUCUAUACACAUAGAAUUAUAGGUAGUUGGGUAACAUUGGUCAAGAUCACACUUUUCCUGGCUGAGUUUCCUUUGGUCUUUUGAUUAAAAGUUUACUGUACUUUUCUGCUUUUGUUAUAGGCUCUUUCUUUCUCCUUUAUUCUUUCACAAAUGUUGUACAUAUUCUUGAAAAUUGUAGCUUGUAGUAAAUAUAGAAGUCACAUGGUAUCACUAUGUGUAUUAUAUUUUCAUAAUCUUAUUGAGCAUUCUAAGUGCUUCCACUUUGCAUGUAGCAUUGGAAUCAGGAAUCCUAUGAUAAAUUGUUGAGAAUUUUU